CCCCAUCAUCGAUAUCAGUCUACCUCCGCCGACCUCUUAUUGCUUCUAAAUCAAUUACUUUUCCAUUGGUGAACCUACCAUCGAUCAAAUAAUCCUCACACAGCACUCCCCCAAGCUGCAAGCUGCAAUUUCAUUGAACAUUAGCCUCACAUCUCUCCUUUGUUCGCCAUUCACUUCUCACCGCGUAAGAAUUGACCCUCAAAUCUAAAAAGCCACCCUGCGAGGCUUUACCGCUAAGACACUCCCCGUCCUCUGUUUUACCCAAAGCCGUCCCGAUUAAAUCUCAGCUUGCUUCGACUCUUCCCUGAACAAAUUGCGGCGCAUCCCUACUUCAACCUCAAUCCCUCUAUUCACCAGCAGAGACAAAACUUGAUAGAUGAGACACUGAAGAGCUGGAAGACAUCUCUAUAGACGGAGGAAGGGCUUGCUAGGCCGGCGAAAGCCAGGGGAGCGUCGUCACAGGAGUUGGUUUCCUUGAGGGGCAUUGAAGAAUUUCUGCGCCGACCGCAACAGUGCAUGAGCCCCGCGGACUUUCUCCUCCUUGGAACAGCUCCUCCGUUCCUGAUGCCUCCACAAUCUGAAUAGUUGGACAGAUAUGGAAACGCGGGAAUUCGCGACUAGAGACGAACUCUGGCGCAUUCAAGAGACGCUCGGCGAGCUCGCUGCAACCCAAGCCGCUCAUUCCGAUAGGAUCAUGCGUCUGGAGCAGAAGACCCCGGAUGGGAGUAGGUCGAGGAGUCUAUGGGGGGCGGCAUCGCCGUUUGCAGGCGGUCUUGGUUCGUCGCAUCAUGAGUCGAAUCUCAACCCUGCAGCCGAAGCCUUUCGAAAUUUUGACGCCGAGCCUACCACAAGCAUGAUAAGCUCGUUAACACUGGAUGCUACCGACGAGUCGAGACGAGCAGCAGCAUCAAGAGCCAACUCGGUGCGAUUCGACGAGAGCGCAAACAAUCACUAUGCUUCAUCCAGACAAUCGAUGGAGCUCCCACCGCGGACAGGAAGUGGUCUCGGGGGGCAUGCACUCUCUGAAAGAUCUCUGUCACAUCGUUCAGACGGGAGACCUAGUGCUGCAGGGUUCGGUCGAACAAACAGCUUUGGUCUGGAACAGAGUCGCCUGCUUGGAUCCAUACACAACUCACCAAGAGUCUCGGGAAACCCUCCACCAGGCUUCUUCGUUUUGGGUCCAUGUCCGUCAAUCAUACGUUGUUGGCUCACCGAGUCGUUCUCCAAUGACACGCUGCUCUACGCUGCCCUCUGUUCAGGUUCUUCGAUAUCGUCAGUCAGCUUCGCCCUCAUCAACAAGCUUGAUCUGAACGACUCUGUUUUCGAGGAUGGCGAUUGUCGCGCAAUUCGGUUGUCGGUAUAUCUGACUGAAGCCAAAAUUCAUUUGCCUGCCGUGAGGUCCGCCAGUCCAGUACCUCACAUCCCUACGUUGACUGUCAAGUUCAUAGUAGACGAGCAGCCUGUGAGGGAUUCAUCGAUUCAGAUCAUAGUGGGCAGCGACAUUUUGAGGACCCACAAUGGGGACAUCUUGUUCUCGCAAGACAAGCUGAUGAUAUUCGAUGAGGAGCGGAAUCAACUGGCAAUACCAUUGGUUCGACCCGAGGACGAUGCGUCGUUCAAGGAUUUGUGCACGGUUCCCCGCAAGCGAUCAUCAUCGAUUGAACCCAUGUUACCGCCUCCAGCGUCGCCCGUCGGUGUCAUUGGACGACCAGGAAGAUCAACCCUUUCUUCACAAGGGGUUAAUUCACCAAUGGUAGCACCGUCAAGCAGCAUAGCUUCGGCCACGCCAUCUGAGCCUGGAGAUACGCGCAGAUCAGAUCCACAUGCUGAGCAGUCCACCAGAUCAAGCCUGGAUCUUGGCCAGUCAAGGCUGGCGGAUGACUCCAAGUCGACGACCGGCAGCGAGAAGUCCUUCAGCACACCGAUGUCGAAGUCCGGGCAAGGGGUCUGGUCCAACUCGUGGCGGUCCGCAUCUUCUUCUACACAGAAUGAUCCGACCGCGAAGCCCUCUUCGACCUAUGCACGUCCAAGCGCGUCACGGCCCAUGAAGAUUCUGCGUCCAGCUAAGACAAUGGCAAAUGCUACCAGGACCGCUUCUACCCCAAUGACGUCAAAUGGGACGGACAACGCUACCAAGCUGGGCGAGGCAGGUAGACAAACCAGUGAGAACGACCUCAAGGAAAACACGAAGUUGGGUCAGUCGACGACCACGACGAAGAGUAAUCCGGUCGGUUCAGGCACUGCUUUCGGUUGGCUAAAUACUGGUCCACAGCGAAGAACCACUGCCAAUGGGUAGAAGCUACGAUGAUGCCUCGACGAAGAUGGGUAUGGAUGUAACGAAGCUCAGGAUGAGGUGAGGAAGGUACCAGGACAUGGGAAAGAUCAUGUAUCAGCAAGCAGACAGCCUCUAUUUAGAUCAUUCCGAGGCAGAGCUUACUAUUUGAUAUGACGUGUAUUCUAGGUAGAUGCAGAUGCAGACGCAAAGGAAGACAAAAAGCCAGACAGAGAGCGCCUCAGGGCCAAAAUCAGAAAGGAUUGUUACAUGUAGACUUCAAAUGAAGAAUAC
Molecule: messenger RNA, 2566 nt
Organism: Exophiala xenobiotica
Lineage: Eukaryota; Fungi; Ascomycota; Eurotiomycetes; Chaetothyriales; Herpotrichiellaceae
Exons: 2
Coding region: 596-2296 (566 amino acids)
Source: RefSeq, a predicted model, not a curated record